GCCUACAUCUUCUCAGAAGACCUAGUCAAAAUAUUCUGCACCACCGUGGCAGAUAUCUUCACGUCUACCUUCCAAUAGAAACCGUUCUCUCCUCGUCUAUUCACUCGUUCACGCAUAUGGACUUCUGGCAACAUGCACUGGUCAAGAGACCCAACGAUCCCUGGUUGUGCGACCACGGCCUGCUGGCCAGAAGGAGUUUUUGGCUUACCAUACUCGUGACUAUCUCGAAGAUGUCAUGAUUCAAUCAAGCGAUGCGCAGAGCCUUCUAGAAGCUUCAGAGUUUGGGCUUGAAGAUGUGCGUAUACAAAACAGAUUGUGUCGUUUCGCUACCUGUCAAUGUAUCACUAUGUAGGACUGCCCCAUGUUUCAUGGAAUCAAAGACUACAUCACACUAGUCGCUGGAGCUACCUUGACCGCGUAAGCGGAGCGGCUGCGAUUAGAAACGAUAUCUCGGACAUAACAAUUUCCUGGGAUGGCGGAAGGUAAGUGCUCGCUUAGUUCAUGGCGAACUUUCCUUGGAAUCUCACACGGGCUUCAGCUUUUUGUAACGUAGCUGAUUGCGUUCUCGCCAUUCUUUUCCUCAAACGAACAAUACCUUCUACACAUCCGUUGAAGAAACCACGUGUGAUGUAUCCCGACCUCGACCUUCAUUUUUCAGAUGCAGCGUCACAAGCUUUUCACAAACCUGGUUCCACGGCUGCUGCUCAAGUUCUUGUGCGUGCAUCUCGAAUCAUUGACAAUAUAUGACCCAAAGAAUUCUUUUUAGACACUAUCU
Molecule: messenger RNA, 775 nt
Organism: Suillus fuscotomentosus
Lineage: Eukaryota; Fungi; Basidiomycota; Agaricomycetes; Boletales; Suillaceae
Exons: 4
Coding region: 502-747 (81 amino acids)
Source: RefSeq, a predicted model, not a curated record